Alternaria arborescens is the source of this 1986-nucleotide messenger RNA. RefSeq lists its product as hypothetical. Bases 1 to 1986 code for a protein of 661 amino acids. Lineage: Eukaryota; Fungi; Ascomycota; Dothideomycetes; Pleosporales; Pleosporaceae. The transcript has 2 exons. Gene Ontology annotation, molecular function: ATP binding; ATP hydrolysis activity. Gene Ontology annotation, biological process: mitochondrial respiratory chain complex III assembly; protein insertion into mitochondrial inner membrane from matrix. Gene Ontology annotation, cellular component: mitochondrial inner membrane. The record is from RefSeq and is a predicted model, not a curated record.
AUGGAGAACCUAAAGGACUCGCUACCUCCAGGCAUGGCAGAUGCGGCUAUCAACAUUCCAGGCGUUGGCGCUAUACUGCAGCUUCUCCUUAACAAACUCGGUUUCGAUGUCGGAAGCACAAUGUCUUUAUACCUUUUACUUUUCGGUCUAUUCCAAGGUGCGCUGUUCAUGUACACUCAGGGACGUGGACUUAUAUUAGGGCACGGUACUUCGGCAAUAAGGAUAGACGAUGAUGAUGACUUAUACCCCCAAUUUAUAUCCUGGAUAUCAGAACACCGCAUGACAGAGGUCAGCCGAGAUCUAAAAGCUACAUCCAAAAAGCCCAGAGCACGAGGCGACGAAAUAGACAACGACGAUGCCUCAGAGGCAGAUUUUGAGGACGUCUUGGACGACUCUGGCAUUUUCAACUACGAAAAGUACAAGGGUACUAGUCCGACGUACUACGAACCCAACAUGGGUGACGACAGCUUCACCCACAACGGUCAUUACUUCCAGUUCAGCAAGGACUGUCAGGAGAAUAAGUACCAAGAGCGCAUUGAGUACUUCCUCAUCAUUCGUUGUAUGGGCCGUAGCACGAAGCCGGUCAAGGAUCUGAUAGACCAUGUUAAGGAGUGGUCGGCGCACAAGCCUAACAAGACGACUGAGAUCAUGCGCGCUGAGAUAAAACAUGGUGGGUAUUGGCACGUUCAGUCGAAUCGCCCUUCACGACCGAUUAGCACAGUGACGCUGGACGAAGCGCAGAAGAACAAGGUCGUUGCGGAUAUCAAUGAGUACCUUCACCCAGCUACUGCUCGGUGGUAUGCUGCACGCGGUAUUCCGCACCGGAGAGGAUACCUUUUUCAUGGUCCUCCUGGUACCGGCAAGACGUCGUUGAGCUUUGCCGUGGCUGGCAUCUUUGGACUGAGCGUAUAUUGCGCUUCGCUAAGUGAGCGAGAUAUGAGCGAGUCGGAUCUUGCGUCGCUAUUUGGGCAGCUACCAAAUCGUUGCAUCGUCUUGUUGGAGGAUAUUGACAGCGCGGGUAUUCGGCGAGAUAAAUCCUCUGUGAUUCCAGAACAAGAGCAUGACUCUGCCGUCAACGAGGCCGACAAGUCGUCUGCUCCAGCACCAGCCGAGAAGGUGACAGAAGAGAAGGAAGACAACAACGACAACAAAGACGAAAGCAAAUCCGAAGAGAAGCAACAUGAUGGCGUUGACAUUGAGAAGAAAAAGUCCAUCCGCAGACGCAUAACGCACUCGCUCCGUCCCCGCAAAUCUUCCAGCAAACCCAACAGCGAAACCACUACCCUUGCCACCACACCCUCGUCACCAACCUCCGCACCCCCAUCCGUACUCACACCCGCACCCAGCAUAAAAGAAGUCGCCACCAGCACCAAACCAACUCGUACAUCAACCCCUCCUCCUCUUCCGCCACCCAUCGAUGAAGAAGGCAGCAAGAGCAAAAUCUCACUAGCAGGCCUCCUCAACAUCAUUGACGGCGCCGCAUCGAGCGAAGGCCGCGUCCUCAUCAUGACGACAAAUUACCCCGAGAAACUCGAUUCAGCACUCAUACGCCCUGGGCGCGUAGAUCUGCAAAUCAAAUUCACACUAGCGACGAGGACGCAAGUCGAGGAAAUCUUCAGACGCAUGUAUAGUGAUGAGGCGGAUGGUAAGAAGUGUGAUGGUAGUAGUGACGGAGGAGAAAAGAAUUAUGCACCAGAAAAGAAGGGUAGUAGUAGUAAUGAUAAGAGGAAGAAGGAGGCUAGGUGGGGGGCAGCCACGGGUAACAAGUCGCCAAACUUUGCGACGUUGCCGCCAGAUCAACUUACGGACAUGGCGAGGCAGUUUGCUGAUGCGCUGCCUGAGGCUAUCUUUUCGCCGGCUGAGAUUCAGGGGUAUUUGUUGCAGAAGAAGAGUGAUCCGCAGGGUGCGUUGGAUGGGGUGGGGGAGUGGAGGGAUGCGGUGCUGGAGGCGAAGAAGAAGGGAAAGAAGGUUAUUGAGUUGAAUUGA